AUGGAUCCGGUUAACCCUAUAGUUUUCUUUGAGAUGUCCGCGGGUCAGAUGAGGGUUGGUCGUAUCGUGAUGGAGCUCUACGCCGACACGACCCCAUUGGCGGCGGAGAACUUUCGGGCUCUCUGUACCGGCGAGAACGGCAUCGGGAUCUAUGAUAAGCCCCUCCACUACAAGGGAUCAUUCUUCCACCGUAUUGCCCCCAAUGGUUUGUGGUGUUGUGGAGAUAUCAUUAACUGGGACGGAACGGGAAGUGAGUCGAUCUACGGCCAAGGAUUCCCGGACGAGAACUUCAUCAGGAAGCAUGACCGUCCAGGUGUCCUCACCAUGUCCCACCGUGGCAAAGACAACAACGGAUCUACUUUCCAAAUCGCCACGAAGGAGUUACCGAUGCUUGACGGGAAGCAAGUGGUGUUCGGACAAGUUGUGGAGGGACUGGAUGUGAUCAAAAAGAUUGAGGAGGUGGCCACAUCUCCAGACAGCGAUAUCCCUACCAGGUCCGUGCGAAUCUUGGACUGCGGCGAGAUUGUACGUCGAUCUCAGGGAACUAUGAAUGCCCUUUUUGCUAAAAGGCUCCGAGAUGAGUUGGUAGCCGCUUGUAGGAAGAUCGCUCAGUUGCAGAUAGCCCUGAAAACUUGUGAUCAGGCUUAG
This is a messenger RNA of Microthlaspi erraticum, 648 nucleotides long. The record is from the annotation of a GenBank genome assembly. NCBI's taxonomy places the organism in Eukaryota, Viridiplantae, Streptophyta, Magnoliopsida, Brassicales, Brassicaceae.